UUAAAGUGGGAGCAGUGAGCAAUCAGCAAUAAGCCAAAACACAAAUAGAAAGAAUGGUCGCGCUAUUAUCCUCUGUUAGCCACGCGAUUUCUAACGCCACCACUUCCACACUCCAUCGCCGGAGCGUCAACCAAACGCACUCUUCCCGGCUUCUGUUGUCCUUUCAGCUGUCGGCGUUCGGUUCUCGUGAUUCACACAACGAUGCGGUUUGCAUCCGUAGUCGGAAGCCACUCUCACCAACUACCUAUUCUUCCAACCUCGCACCCGUCGCCGCAAUACCUUUCGACCUCUCUCCUCCUCCGAUUGACCACGACCUUUAUGAUGACAUGGCUAUAGCAGGGGCAAAAGUGUCAGAAGAUUGGAUUAUUGAAACAUUCAAUAACGAUGAAGAGGCGCUAGAUGCAGUUGACAAUGGCACUGUGGUUGUUGAUCUUUCCCAUUAUGGUAGAAUAAGAGUGAGUGGAGAAGAUCGCAUACCAUUUCUUCACAACCAAAGUACAGCAAAUUUUGAAGCACUCUCUGAAGGAGGGGGAUGUGACACUGUCUUUGUUACUCCAACUGCUAGAACAAUUGACAUUGCACAAGCAUGGAUCAUGAAAACAGCAGUUACACUAGUUGUAUCACCAUCAACAAGUAAAAGUAUCAGUGAAAUGUUAAAAAAGUACAUAUUUUUUGCUGACAAGGUUGAAAUUCAAGACAUUAGUAACAAGACUUGCUUAUUUGCAUUAAUUGGACCAAAAAGCAAUCAAGUAAUGGUGGAUUUGAAUCUUGGUGAUCUUAUUGGACAACCUUAUGGCUCACAUAAGCAUUACAAUGUCAGCGGUAAUCCAGUAACUGUGGCAGUGGGAAGUGUGAUCUCUGAAGAAGGUUUCUCACUGAUGAUGUCACCAUCAGCUGCAGGAAUGAUUUGGAAAACUCUUUUAAGUCACAAUGCAACUCCAAUGGGUUCAAAUGCAUUCGAAACAUAUCGAAUUCUUCAAGGAAGGCCAACACCUGGUAAUGAGCUUACCGAUGAGUUUAAUGUUCUGGAGGCUGGUCUUUGGAAUGCAGUGUCCUUAAACAAAGGUUGUUACAAAGGGCAAGAAACCAUAUCCAGAUUAAUCACAUACGAUGGCAUAAAACAGAAGUUAUGGGGCAUUCAACUUUCAUCCCCAGUGAAACCCGGUACUCCAGUUACAGUUGAAGGAAAGAAGGUAGGAAAGUUGACAAGUUAUACGGAUGGAAAAGGGGGAAAUGAGUAUUUUGGUUUAGGGUAUAUCAAGAGAAAAGCUGCUUCAAAAGGGGACACAGUUGUUGUUGGAGAUGAUGUUUUUGGGACAGUUGUGGAAGUUCCUUAUCUUGCACGACAGCAGCCAUUGGCGUUGAGUUCAAAAUCUUAGUAUGGAUUAAAAAAAAAAACAGUGUUUGUUCAUAAACACUUUAUCCAAUCCUUAACUUCCUAACAUCCUUAACUGGAAAGCUAUAAUUUUUCGUAUACUGACUUUUAACUUCUAUUAUCUAUGAAUCAGAACCAUAUCAUUUAUACAAUUGAGAAUCGUAUGAU
Lactuca virosa is the source of this 1543-nucleotide messenger RNA. Lineage: Eukaryota; Viridiplantae; Streptophyta; Magnoliopsida; Asterales; Asteraceae. The record is from the annotation of a GenBank genome assembly.